AAACGCACUUCUUGAAUGUGCUUGAGGAAAUGGAUUUAGACGACGCAGAGCGCUACAGCGCGUGCUCGCUAUUUACCUUGGCGCUACACACAGUCCAGGUUGAAGCUGGGGUAGAUGAGCUCGGCAACAGGCUGCGUGAAAACAAAGCCGCAUGGGGCUGCCCUGAUGAGGAGCUGUUUGACGACCUCAUCUGUGUGCCUGAGGCCGAGUACUGGCCGGGCAUGCAGGUGCCGCCGGGCUUCUGGGGCUUCGACUGCUGCGCGCCCACGGGGCUGUGCCGGCGUGUGUAUGCGGGCAUGGGCGUGUCGGCAGCCCGGUGGCCGGGCCUGCUGAAGAUGCCUGACGUGUCCCACGCGCCCAGCCCACACGAGGCGCAGGUGUCGUUAGUGGGGCUGGUGCGCAGGUACUGCGCCCUGCUGGACCCGGCGGCGGCGCCCCUCAUCACCCGGGCCGUUGCGGUGGAGUGGCCCGAGCCCAGUGGCGGCAGCAGCAGCGGCGGUGGCAGUGGCGCGGCGGCAGUAGCAGCAGCAGGAGGUGCGGGUGGGGAUAGCGGGGCGGCGGGGGAUGCGGCUGGCGGCGGCGGCAAGGCCGCAGUGGCGGUGGUUGCUGUGGCGGAGCCGCAGGCCGGAGCAGAGGAGGCUGCUACAGCUGCUGCAGCGACAGCUACUGAUGUGGCUGCCACAGCUGCUGCAGCGACAGCUACUGAUGGGGCUGGGGCUGGGGCUGGGGCUGGGGCAGGGGCCGGGCCGGGCUCCUCGGCUGCGGCCAGUGGCGGCGCUGCCGCUGCCCCGGAGGGCCCCGGGGGGCGUGGCAGUGCGGAGGGGCGGGGCAGCGGGGGCGGGAAGCAGGCGGCCGACAGCAACAGGGGCGGCGGAAAGGGCAAGCAGGAGAAGGAGGCGAAAGGCCGGGACAAGGGCCGGGGGAGGCGGCAGGAAGGCACGGGGAAGAAAGGAGGAGGCGGCGACGGCGGCGGCGCACAGGCGGCGGCUGUAGCCAACCCGGAGGCGGCGGCGACCCCUGAGGCGGCGGCGGCUGCCAGUGCGGAGGCGGCGGCGGAGGCGGUACCAUCGUCUCCCAUGCCCUCUGUGGCCCCCGCAGCCGCCACGGCUGCCGCAGAAGCCGGGCCUGCCGCCAGCACCAGCACCAGCACCGCCUUCGCAGCUGCCGAUGCCGCCGGCGUGGCUGGGUCCUGUGCGAGUGCCGCGCUCGUGCCGCCGCCGUCCCUCCGCCACGACCCCACCCACCAGUCCAUCAUGGCACUGUACGAACUCAUUGGCGCCUGCCUGCGAGCCGCCGCCGCCGAUGCCGCCGCCGCCGCCGAUGCCGGCGACGACGGCGGCGGCGACGGCGACGAUGUGGCGGCGGCGGCGGCGCGGCGGCGGUCGGAUGGCGCUGGGAAUGGGGCUGGGCCGUCGGGCGGCGGCGGCGGCGGGGCGUCGACGUCAGGGGCAGCGGCAGCGGCUGGCGGCAGCAGCAGCGGCGGCGGCGGCGGUUUCUUCAGUCGGUGGCGGUCGCAGAAGGCGGCUGGCACCGCGAACGGUGGCGGUGGCGGCGGCGGCGGCGGUGCGGGGUCGUCGUCAUCGGCGGCGGCGCUGCCCGGGGCGGGGGCGGGGGCGGCGGGCAGCGCGCCGGUGCGGGUGGUGCGGCGGCCGCUGCUGCGAUGGUACGACGCUCGUGCCCGUGUGGCCCUGCGGCGCUUCUGCCACUGGCUACACAUACCCGCGGCCAAAAUGCAUGCCAUGGAGCAGAUGUGGGCGCUGCAGCUGUUGGACUUGCAGGGGCGGGCGGAGGGCGCGGAGGGCGGCUUCGACCUGCGCGGGCACGUGCAGGCCACUGCGGGCGGCACUCGGCGCUACCUGACUUACCUCAAGAUCAGCGCCGGUGCACUGGGCGGCGCCGCACUGCUGGCCAUCACAGGCGGCCUGGCUGCCCCCGCCAUCGCGGCCGGGCUGGGUACCGCCAUCACGGUGCUGCACGGGGGCGCCGCCGCCGCCGCCACCGUGUCCACACUGGGCGCCACAACCGCCGGCACCGCCGCCAUCGGCGGCACCUUUGGCGUCAUCGGCGCUCACCAGGCCGGCGUCAAGACAGCCGACUUCUACGGUGACCUCAAGGAGUUUGGCUUCCUCAGCAUUUCAACGCCCGAGCUGCUGCCGCCGCCGCCAAGCGCCGAUGAAAAUGACGACAACGACAACUAUGAUAAUGCUGCCGACGGAGGCGAGGAGGGCGAUGGAGGCGCUGCAGGCGCUGCAGGGGCCGGCAGCCAAGGCGCUGGCGGCAAGGGCAGCGGCAGCAGCAGCCGUGGGAGCAGCGGCGCCGCAGACGCCUCGGCGUCAGGAGCUGCGAUGGCAGUAGCAGGAAGGGCGGCGGUGGUGGCGGCGGUGGCAGUAGCAGGCGGGCCGUCCGCGAGGAGCGGCAAGCCGCCGCUGCCGCCACCCAGCGCCGCCGGUGCCGACGACGGAAGCAGUGCGGGUGCGAGUUCGGGUGCGGGUGCAGGUGCUGAGGGCGCUAGUGGCGGCGGCGGCGGCGAUGGCAAGGACGGCGGUGGUGGCAGUGGUGGCGGCGGCGGCGGCAAGGGCAUGUCGUUCUUCCGGUGGCGCUCCCGCGGCUCUUCGCGGGAGACGUCGGCAAAGGACCUGGAAGGCCGGGCGGCAGAGGCGACAACGACGACGGCUGUAGCAGAGCCGGCGACAACGGCUGCAGCAGCUGCACCUGACGGCGGCGCCAGCAGCAGCACCAGCGGCGCAGCGGCGGCGGCGGCGGCGGCGGUGGCGACAGCGGCGGCGAUGGAGAGCGGGUCCUCCGGGUCACGGCAGCCGCGGUCGCCGCAGUGCGCCGCACAGGAGGGGGAUCCGGCCAUGGCGGCGGCGGGGCUGUUCGUGCCGGGCUGCCUGGGGGCGGCGGCCGGAGCCGGAGCGGCGGGCACAGCCGCCGCCGCCGCCGCCGCCGCUGAUGACGAGGACGAGGACCCCUACAGCCUCACUGCGCUCUUCCGCCGCGCGCCCGCAACGCCCUUCCCGCCGGCGGAGCCCGAGCCGCAGCCGCAGCCGCAGCCGCCAGUGGCGACGUCCGAAGCUGCGGCAGCGGCUACCGGGUCCGGCGCCGCCGCCUCCACGUCCACGUCGGCCACGGCCACCGCUCCCGGCACCACUGCUGCCGGCGCCGCUGCAGGCGUAGGAGCAGGAGCAGGCGGCGGUGGGGGCGCCGGUCCGAGCUCCAGCACCGCUGCAGCCGCCGCUGCCGGCAGUGGCGCCGGCGGCGCCAGUGGCGGCGGCAUCCGCAGCUUUCAGAUAGAUGAGGACGCGGAGUCGGUGUACGAGUGUGACGUGUAUCAGGAUGAUGGCAUGGAUGACCCCUGGGACGCGGAGGACAGCGAUGCUGACCUGGCGGCGGCGGCUGGCGGCGGCGGCGGCGGCGGGCGCGGCGCCUACAUGGAUGCGCUGCUGGCAGAGCUGAAGGAAGAGGAGGCGGACCUGGACGGCGGCGUGGCGGCGGCGGCGGCGGCGGCGGCUGGCGGCGGCGGCGCCGCCGGCGGCGCGGGGCCGGCGGCGGCGGUGGCGGCGCCGCCGCCGGCAUCUACCUCGUCCAACUGGACCUCUUGGUUCCGGGGCAGUGACAGCAGCGGCGCCAGCGGCAGCGCGGCGGCGGCGGCGGCAGCAGGGGCUAAGAAGGGUGAUAAGCAAGCGGCAGCGGCGGCGGCGAAGGACAAGAGCGGCAGUGGCAGCGGCAGCGGGCGGGCGGCGGCGGCGCGCAAGGCCGCGCCGCGGCCGCUGCUGCGAGUGCCGGUCAACCCGCGCCGCAGCGGUGACGCCACACUGGCUCUGACCAUCGCCGUGAACGGCUGGAUCAAGCAGUCGGACGACUUCACCUUCCCCUGGCGCCGCCUGCCCAGCAGCGGGCGCGAGCUGUGGGGCCUGGUGUGGGAGGGAGACGUGCUGCAGUCUCUGGGUGGCGCGCUGCGUAAGUUCAUCCGGGACAAGGCGCUGGAGGAGAGCGGCAAGAUGGUGGUGCGGCUCAGCGUGUCAACAGCGCUCAUCACCGCAUUGAUGCUGCCCAUGGCCGUCAUGUCCGCAAUCAACAUCACCAUCGGCAGCCGCUGGCGCGUUGCGCUGCGGCGUGCGCAGCUGGCGGGUCGCUGCCUGGCACACCUGCUCAUGCAGGGAGCGCACGGCGACCGGCCUGUCACUCUGAUCGGCUUCUCCAUGGGCGCGCGCCUCAUCUUCCACUGCCUUCUGGAGCUGUCGCGAUGCGGCGCCCGCGGCCUGGUGGAGGCGGCGGUGCUGCUGGGCACACCCGUGUCGGCCAAUGAGGCGCGAUGGACACAGGCGCGUGUGGCUGUGUCUGGGCGCUUCGUGAACGCCUACAGCUCCAACGACUGGGUACUGGGGGUCAUAUUCCGGGCCCACUCCAGGAACAGCGUGGUGCAGCGAGCGGCGGGGCUGGGGCCCGUGCCCGUGCCGGGCAUUGAGAACAUCAACCUGUCCUCGCUGAUCGCGGGCCACACACAGUACCUGGAGAAGCUGGAGGACGUCCUGUCCGCACUCAACCUGGCCGAGCACUGAAAGCUCCUCGAAGCCGUGAGCGGCGUGUGUGGAGGAGCACUGACAGCCGAAGCCGUGAGCAGCAUGUGCGGAGGAGCGUUGAAGCCGUGAGCGGCGUGUGUGGAGGAGCGCUGAAGCCGGGAACGGCGUGUCCGGCGGAGCAAUUACACUUGGAGCGGUGUUGACUGAUGGGGGCAGGGUGAAUGACGAGAGUUUGACUGGUGAGCGGUCAUUGGGUGUUGGUUGGGCGCGUGGGGCCUGGGUUGUGUGCCGUGUGGCGCGCGUUGUCGCCUGGGGUGCGCUCCAGGUGUAGGGGUGGCGUGUGGAGGGAGCGGUGCAGCAGGAUUCCGUUCCGUACCCGAUAACAUGGGUUGCUGUAGAGGAAGGGAGGGCAACGGGGAUGUACAACAGGCGAUUACUUGGUAUCCAAGGCGCGAAUGGCGCUAUAUGCGAGAGGGCUGGGGCGAGGGACGUGUGGGUGGUGGCUGUGGACCGACGAGGGGCCGUGGCGUGAGGAGGGAUGCUGGUUUGGCGCCGCCACCCGCCCACGGACCUGGCCAGCGCAAACCCCUCGCGCGGUUCUGAGGAUAACUGAACGCAUGCGUGUGUCGGGCGUGGGGGCGUUGGAGCCGAGAACUGACGGAGUGGAUGGCGAUGCAGGAGGGGGGGAGGACAUACGUGUAGGUAAGGGGGUGUGCAGGCCAGGCAGGCAGGUCGUCUUGAUCCGUGUGGGGGCCAGGGCAUGACAUGCCUAGCUACUUCGCCUAGCUACAUGGCGAGGGGCUGGGGGGCACAAGACAAAGGGGCUGAGGGGCACAAGACGAGACAAAGAGGUGCAACACGACAUGACGCCACAUACAGUAGCAGCGCAGCAGCGAGGGGCGAUGUGACAGGGCAAAGGAUUGAGUCCCAGGAAUCAAAAUU
Molecule: messenger RNA, 5465 nt
Organism: Chlamydomonas reinhardtii
Lineage: Eukaryota; Viridiplantae; Chlorophyta; Chlorophyceae; Chlamydomonadales; Chlamydomonadaceae
Exons: 18
Coding region: 30-4562 (1510 amino acids)
Source: RefSeq, a predicted model, not a curated record